Molecule: messenger RNA, 171 nt
Organism: Peronospora matthiolae
Lineage: Eukaryota; Oomycota; Peronosporomycetes; Peronosporales; Peronosporaceae
Source: the annotation of a GenBank genome assembly
AUGUUCGCUACUGCGUCGGACGUAACGGCGCGUUGGACCGUUGCCGAAUUCCAGUGCCGAGGAUCAACAGGUCAGACUGGACGGGUGGCUCUUGUGGGACUGCAUCGUCCUGGCGGCAGCUCGCUUCAACCGUCGGACGUCAGUGGCUGCUGCCACAGGCUGCGGGCAUGA